AUGAUUCUUCCACACUUUGAGUCCAAUUAUAAUUCAGUCAUCAAAUAUUCCAAGGUGAAACGACUGCAAAGUUUCUCAAACGUCGCCAAUCCAAAACAAGGAAGUUUCUUGCUUCCAUUCGAAGAUUUGGUAAAUAUUACCUUUUUCCGAUCGACGAUGAUGAAUUCUAAGGAUCAUUCAGUUUGUGUCAUGACUCCAGCCGAAGUCAGAGAUAUUUGUGGUGCAGGAUUGGAGAAUACAACUGUGAGGAAAGCGAGCGAUUACAAGAACAUUGUAUUCACUGGCGAUCUCUUGGAUGCCCGAACAAAUCCUAACGCCACUGAUAAACUAGAAGAAAUAGUGAGCAAACGAAUGAUGGAAUACAAAAGGAUGCAGACAGUCACCACCAAGUAUGCACGUGCUGGAAGCAGUCACCUUCCAGGACUUUUGCGUGUCAAUUCGCCGCGAAAAUCCCCGUUUCCAAUGGAACAGCGGGUUUCCCGAAUUGCCUACGAUUGGUUUCAGGAGCUACAAAGCCUUGUUGCACAUGCAUUAAUGAAGCCAGGACGAUUACUAGAAGAAUGCUUUGAGAAUAGAAUCAAGACAAGAGGUCCGUACAAUGCUCUUCAUUUCCGGAUUGAAGCUGAUAUGAAAAAGGAAUUGAAAAGGAGCCCAGCUUCAAUCAUCAAAUUCGUUGACAACAGCCGCCAAGUACCGAAAGACAUGCCGUUGUACAUUGCACUUUCUGGGAGCAUUGAUUCGCACAGACAAGCAUUUGCCGAUGUGAAUUACACCAUUGUUUCCAAGACCGAUUGGGCGCCUGAGAUCAUGAAUGUCACCAAGGGGCACAGAGAAAUCUUGGCUUUCUUCGAGCAACUAGUAUUAUUUCACAGCGAGUUUUUUGUUGGAACCAGUGUCAGCUCAAUGAGCUUUUAUGUCAUGGCGGGGAGGACUCAGAUAGAGGAAUGA
Cylindrotheca closterium is the source of this 948-nucleotide messenger RNA. The record is from the annotation of a GenBank genome assembly. Lineage: Eukaryota; Bacillariophyta; Bacillariophyceae; Bacillariales; Bacillariaceae.